UACAAACCUGGUCCAGACGACUUUCAGCCCAUAAAGGUUUUGGGGAAGGGCUCCUUUGGAAAGGUUUUGCUAGUUCGUGAGAAACUCACUGGGAGGCUUUUUGCUCAGAAACAGCUCAAGAAGAGCAUCAUUCUUGAUAACUCCAAAAACGUUGAGCGAAUCAUCAAUGAAAAUGAAAUCUUGAAAAAAAUAAGCAACCUAAAUGACAACAUCAAUAACAAUGACUACAACCCAUUUCUUGUCAAGCUAUACUAUACGUUCCAGGACUCCACUAAAAUCUACUUUAUUUUGGAAUAUCUACAAGGUGGUGAGUUGUUUAGCCAUUUGCAAAAACAAAGAAUCUUGAGUGAAAGAAAUGCUAGUUUCUAUGUUGCUGAGAUGUUGCUUGCUUUGAUCCACUUGCACCAAAAAAUUGGAAUUGUUUACAGAGACUUGAAACCUGAAAACUGUCUUCUCAAUCAAAAUGGCCAUCUAGUCUUGACUGAUUUUGGUCUCUCCAAAUUCAUCAACGAGAACACUGCCGGUGCUCAUUCCAGCGAUAAAUGCAACACUCUUACUGGCACCCCUCAGUACAUGGCUCCAGAGAUACUUAUGGGAAAGCCUUACGAUAACUCUGUUGAUUACUGGUCCUUGGGAUGUGUGGUCUAUGAUCUUCUCACUGGUUCUCCUCCCUUUCUCGGCAACAACAAUAAGAAGAUUAUCGACAAAGUCAUCAAAUCCAAAAAAAUAAAAUAUCCCUUCUACUUGUCACUCGAUGCGAAGGACCUUCUCAGCAAAUUAUUGCAGAAAAACCCUACAAAGAGAAUGAACGAUACGAAGAUCGAUCAGUUAAAAAAACAUCGCUUUUUUAGGUACAUUGAUUGGAACAUCAUCGAAAACAACCACCUUUCCUUGACACCCCCUAUUGUUCCUAUUAUCACUGACCCCAUUCUUGCUGAAAACUUUGAUUCUCUGUUCACACAAAUG
Ascoidea rubescens DSM 1968 is the source of this 966-nucleotide messenger RNA. Its product is annotated as kinase-like protein. Gene Ontology annotation, molecular function: ATP binding; protein serine/threonine kinase activity. The transcript has a single exon. NCBI's taxonomy places the organism in Eukaryota, Fungi, Ascomycota, Saccharomycetes, Ascoideales, Ascoideaceae. Gene Ontology annotation, biological process: protein phosphorylation. The record is from RefSeq and is a predicted model, not a curated record. The annotation marks the transcript as partial.